Gavia stellata (red-throated loon) is the source of this 2340-nucleotide messenger RNA. RefSeq names its product SATB homeobox 1 (gene SATB1). Gene Ontology annotation, biological process: regulation of transcription by RNA polymerase II; chromatin remodeling. Gene Ontology annotation, molecular function: DNA-binding transcription factor activity, RNA polymerase II-specific; RNA polymerase II cis-regulatory region sequence-specific DNA binding. Bases 1 to 2340 code for a protein of 779 amino acids. The transcript has 11 exons. Lineage: Eukaryota; Metazoa; Chordata; Aves; Gaviiformes; Gaviidae. The record is from RefSeq and is a predicted model, not a curated record.
AUGGAUCAUUUGAACGAGGCAACUCAGGGGAAAGAACAUUCAGAAAUGUCUAACAAUGUAAGCGAUCCGAAGGGUCCACCAGCCAAAAUUGCGCGCUUGGAACAGAAUGGGAGCCCAUUAGGAAGAGGAAGACUUGGAAGUACAGGAACUAAAAUGCAAGGAGUGCCUUUAAAACACUCUGGACACCUGAUGAAAACUAAUAUUAGAAAAGGAAGUAUGCUUCCAGUUUUCUGUGUAGUGGAACAUUAUGAAAAUGCCAUUGAGUAUGAUUCUAAGGAGGAGCAUGCAGAAUUUGUGUUGGUGAGGAAGGAUAUGCUUUUCAACCAACUGAUUGAAAUGGCAUUGCUAUCACUUGGAUAUUCUCACAGCUCUGCUGCCCAAGCAAAAGGGCUUAUCCAGGUUGGGAAGUGGAAUCCAGUUCCACUCUCCUAUGUGACAGAUGCCCCUGAUGCUACAGUAGCAGACAUGCUGCAAGAUGUGUAUCAUGUGGUCACACUGAAAAUCCAGUUACACAGUUGCCCUAAACUAGAAGACUUGCCUCCUGAACAAUGGUCUCACACAACAGUAAGAAAUGCUCUGAAGGACUUACUGAAGGAUAUGAACCAGAGUUCAUUGGCCAAGGAAUGUCCCCUUUCACAGAGUAUGAUUUCUUCCAUUGUGAACAGCACUUACUAUGCAAAUGUCUCAGCAGCAAAAUGUCAGGAAUUUGGAAGGUGGUAUAAACAUUUCAAGAAGGCAAAAGAUAUGAUGGUUGAGAUGGAUAGCCUUUCUGAACUAUCCCAGCAAGGUGCCAACCAUGUCAACUUCGGUCAGCAGCCGGUCCCAGGGAACACAGCCGAACAGCCUCCAUCCCCUGUUCAGCUUUCUCAUGGUAGUCAACCAUCAGUUCGGACCCCGCUUCCCAACCUGCACCCUGGACUUGUAUCUACUCCCAUUAGCCCUCAGCUGGUAAAUCAGCAGCUGGUAAUGGCCCAAUUGCUGAACCAGCAGUAUGCAGUGAACAGACUUCUAGCCCAGCAGUCCUUAAACCAACAGUACUUGAACCACCCUCCUCCUGUCAGUAGAUCCAUGAACAAGCCGUUGGAGCAGCAGGUCUCAACAAACACAGAGGUGUCUUCCGAAAUCUACCAGUGGGUCCGUGAUGAACUGAAACGAGCAGGAAUCUCACAGGCAGUAUUUGCACGUGUGGCUUUUAACCGAACUCAGGGCUUGCUCUCAGAAAUCCUCCGAAAGGAAGAGGAUCCCAAGACUGCCUCGCAGUCCUUACUGGUAAACCUUCGGGCUAUGCAGAACUUCUUGCAGCUGCCAGAAGCCGAACGAGAUCGAAUUUACCAGGACGAAAGGGAAAGGAGCUUGAACGCAGCCUCUGCAAUGGGCCCUGCACCUCUCAUAAGCACACCGCCUAGCCGGCCUCCACAAGUCAAAACUGCUACUAUUGCUACAGAGAGGAAUGGAAAAACAGAAAAUAAUUCCAUGAACAUUAAUGCUUCCAUUUACGAUGAGAUUCAGCAGGAAAUGAAGAGAGCUAAGGUGUCUCAAGCACUGUUUGCAAAGGUUGCGGCAACCAAAAGCCAGGGGUGGCUCUGUGAGCUGUUACGUUGGAAAGAAGAUCCCUCACCAGAGAACAGGACCCUCUGGGAGAAUCUCUCCAUGAUCCGAAGGUUCCUCAGUCUUCCUCAGCCUGAACGCGAUGCCAUUUAUGAACAAGAAAGCAAUGCAGUUCAUCACCAUGGUGACAGGCCUUCCCACAUUAUCCAUGUGCCAGCAGAACAGAUUCAGAGCCCCUCUCCCACCACCCUUGGGAAAGGAGAGCAUAGAGGCGCUUUCUUACCAGGCCUGCUGACCACUGGACCUUGGCUGGGUGCUGCUCCGCAGCAACAGCAACAGCAGCAACAGCAACAGCAACCAGGUCCCAGACUACCCCCAAGGCAACCGACAGUAGCAUCACCAGCUGAAUCUGAGGAUGAAAAUCGUCAGAAACCCCGACCGCGAACAAAGAUUUCUGUUGAAGCCCUAGGGAUCCUACAGAGUUUCAUACAAGAUGUAGGCCUGUAUCCAGAUGAAGAAGCAAUCCAGACUCUCUCCGCUCAGCUUGACCUGCCCAAGUACACCAUUAUCAAGUUCUUUCAGAACCAGCGAUAUUAUCUCAAGCACCAUGGAAAGCUGAAGGACAAUUCUGGUUUGGAGGUGGAUGUUGCAGAGUACAAGGAGGAAGAGUUGCUCAAGGAUUUAGAAGACAGCAUCCAAGACAAAAAUGCAAACACGCUUUUUUCAGUUAAACUAGAAGAAGAGUUAUCGGUAGAAGGGAACACAGAGAUCAAUGCUGAAUUGAAAGACUGA